AUGGCAUCGAAAAAACAGUCAAAGUCGGCUGCGUCUGCGAAAGCUGCUGCAGAGAAACCUAUUGAAAAAGCACCUGAGAGUCUCGUAGCAGCGAUUGUAACGUUUUUCGACACCCAUGGCUACACCGCUGCUAGCAAGGCUCUGAUCAAGGAGGAAAAGGAGCGCAACGGAAGGACGAUCGCAGCUAGCAAGAACACGUCACUGUCAUUAAUGAGCAUUUACGAGGCAUGGAAGUCAUCUACAUCAUCCGACAAAGAUGAUAGUGACAGUUCCUCCGAUUCGAGCGAUGACGGUUCUGAUGCGGAUUCCGAUUCUGACUCUAGUUCAGACUCUAGCGACUCUGAAUCUGACUCUGACUCUGAUGUGUCGAUGGACGAUGCUCCCAAGCUGCAGAAAAGUAGAAAGAGCUCUUCGUCUUCCUCCGAAUCAGACAGCGAUGCAGAUGACGAAUCUGGGCCGGAAACUUCACCGCCAAAGCCAACAGGCACGAAGCGCAAAGCCGACGACUCGGCUGAAGAUCAGCCAGUAACAGCGAAAAAGGCUAAGAAGAUCGAUGUUUCUGAAAGCUCAUCGGAGGAAUCCGAUUCAUCAGACGAGUCUUCUUCUUCCAGCGACAGUUCUUCCAGCGACACUUCCUCCAGCGAUAGUUCUUCGAGCGAUAGUUCGUCUAGUGACUCCGAGUCUGACUCUGGUUCUGAGUCUGACGAAUCCAAGACGGAGCGCAAAACAUUGAAAACGGCGGCGAAAACGCCACUUCCAGAAUCCGAUGACAGCAGUUCAUCUGAUUCUGAUUCCUCGUCAGAGUCUGAAGACGAGACAAAGGCGAAGGAUCCUGCCACCAACGACUCAAGCGAUUCAACAGAUACCCUCGCGUCUACCAGCACCAAAUCCGGUGAGAACAAAACCCAGAAAAAGAAAGCGGCAGAUGUCUCCUUCAACUCUGUUCCUCUUCCUCCGGAACCCAAGCCCAAGAAGAAGCAUACCGGAGCUCGUCCCACGCGGUUAGCGGCAGCGAGUGCUCUUCCUCAUGACCAUCACCCCAAGAACGACUAUGUGUCAUAUGCAUAUGCCGAGCGAGCCUACAAGGACCUCUCUGUGACUCGUGGAAAGGGCUUCACCAAGGAGAAGAACAAGAAGAAGCGUGGUUCCUACCGUGGCGGCCCGAUCGAUAUUGGUCCGUCCCAAUACAGCUUCAAAUUUGAAGAUUAA
Messenger RNA from Talaromyces atroroseus, 1209 nucleotides. RefSeq lists its product as hypothetical. The record is from RefSeq and is a predicted model, not a curated record. NCBI's taxonomy places the organism in Eukaryota, Fungi, Ascomycota, Eurotiomycetes, Eurotiales, Trichocomaceae. The transcript has 2 exons. Bases 1 to 1209 code for a protein of 402 amino acids.